Messenger RNA from Peromyscus leucopus (white-footed mouse), 1622 nucleotides. It is a transcript of the gene Lhfpl6, whose product is annotated as LHFPL tetraspan subfamily member 6. Gene Ontology annotation, cellular component: membrane. The coding region runs from base 19 to 621 and encodes 200 amino acids. The transcript has 3 exons. Lineage: Eukaryota; Metazoa; Chordata; Mammalia; Rodentia; Cricetidae. The record is from RefSeq and is a predicted model, not a curated record.
UGCAUUGCCUGGUGAAAGAUGGCAUCCAGCCUGACUUGUACCGGGGUGAUCUGGGCUUUGCUCUCCUUCCUGUCUGCUGCCACCUCCUGUGUGGGGUUCUUCAUGCCUUACUGGCUCUGGGGAUCUCAGCUGGGCAAGCCUGUGUCCUUCGGCACUUUCCGGAGGUGCUCCUAUCCUGUGCAAGAUGAGAGUCGGCAGAUGAUGGUGAUGGUGGAGGAAUGUGGGCGCUACGCCUCCUUCCAGGGCAUCCCCAGUGCAGAAUGGAGGAUCUGUACCAUAGUGACAGGGCUGGGCUGUGGCCUGCUCCUCCUGGUAGCUCUCACUGCCCUGAUGGGUUGCUGUGUGUCAGACCUCAUCUCCAGGACAGUAGGAAGAGUGGCGGGAGGAAUACAGUUUCUGGGAGGCUUGUUGAUUGGCGCUGGUUGUGCUCUCUACCCCCUGGGCUGGGACAGCGAGGAAGUCCGGCAGACUUGUGGCUAUGUCUCUGGCCAGUUUGACUUGGGCAAGUGUGAAAUCGGCUGGGCCUACUACUGCACCGGGGCCGGGGCGGCAGCUGCCAUGCUGCUGUGCACGUGGCUGGCCUGCUUCUCGGGGAAGAAGCAGAAGCACUACCCCUACUGAGACUAGGCCACCGGGAGAAGCAGAGGCGAGGAUGGACCACGGGGACCAAAGGAGCCAAAGCAUCAGCUACGUUCACAAGGUGGAAUAGUGGUUCGAACCCAGUACAAUGCUAAUGUAAUGAAAUCCGAUUGAAUCUGGAACAUUCUGUAGGAAGGGAGGGUGGUGGGGGAGUUGUCAAAAGCAUGGAAAAUAUGGGAUGAUGGAGGACAAUGGACCAAAGGCUAACAACACUGCAGGACAUUGGAUGCUUCUAUUCCACAGAGUAUCGUUAAUGUAUAUCACACACACACACACAACAAACUAUAUAUGCAAAUGAGGAUCUCAUUCUGUUCUCCUUCAAAAAGAUGAGGACUAGGGGAGUCAAAAGGGCUAGUAGAAACAGUCUUAUCUUAGGAAGCAGGAGAUGUACCCUGCAGACAUUCCCUGUAGAUGAGGACUGAGCCUGAAAGCACAUACGCACGUGCACACAUGUCAUACACAUGCGCACACAUCAUAUGCACACACACAUAUCAUACUGCACAGGCGGUCAGCUGUGUACUAUUGCUCCUGGUUUUUUUAAAUAUACAUCAGUACAGUAUCAUCACAUUAUAAAACCAUACAUUAAGCCUAGUCCAUGGACCAGUAAACCACUCUAUCAGUAUUUUUGAUAUCCUGCAUAAAUGCUUUAUGCCCACAGUGUGUCUUCACUGUUUAUGCAGAUCUUUAGGGGGAAGCCUUUGUAUUUCAGUGUUAUUCAAAGACACACAGUAGUGAUCUGAGUAGUUUCUGCUGUAAUAUCCUUGUGAAGAAAUUGGACAGCUUUUGUCCACCAUAGGUGAGAAUUCAGUUGCAGAUAUGAGAGUGAAGGGAAGUCUUUCUCCAAUUAUUGGAUCUUGUUUUCUUUUAUUCAUUAUUCUACUGUGCUAUACCACAAUUAUUUCAAUAUUCAUUUUGUAAAGGGAAAAAAGUACUAUUUUGUUUGUAUUUGAAAAGCUCUGUGAAUAAAUUCUCUUUGAUCAAUA